This is a messenger RNA of Coffea eugenioides, 4056 nucleotides long. RefSeq names its product pentatricopeptide repeat-containing protein At5g27270. The transcript has 8 exons. NCBI's taxonomy places the organism in Eukaryota, Viridiplantae, Streptophyta, Magnoliopsida, Gentianales, Rubiaceae. Bases 18 to 3287 code for a protein of 1089 amino acids. Gene Ontology annotation, molecular function: protein binding. The record is from RefSeq and is a predicted model, not a curated record.
GGUAAUUUCUUUACCAAAUGGAAGCUCUAAAAUCCUCCUUUCUGUACCCAAUCGCCGCCGCCCCCGCCGGCGGCGGCGGCGGCAUAAACCCCACUCUCAAAAUCCCAUCUUCUUCAAAACCACCACCGUCCAAUACCCACAAAUCCAGACCAAAUGCCACCACUUUCUGCUGCCGCUGCUCAGUCACACCGGACCCCUGGACCCUCAGCGAUGGCAAUAAGCCGAAACCCAAGUCCAAGAACCCCAAGAAUCGGCUCUCCGAUGACAACGCCCGCCGGAUUAUCAAAGCUAAAGCCCAGUACUUGAGCCAGUUGAGGCGCAACCAGGGCUCCCGGGCUCAGACUCCCAAGUGGAUUAAGAGGACCCCUGAGCAGAUGGUCCAGUACCUGGAAGAUGAUAGGAAUGGCCAUUUGUACGGAAAGCACGUUGUUGCUGCCAUCAAGAGAGUGAGGAGCCUCUCCGGGAAGCCUGAGGGUUCUUAUGACAUGAGGGAAGUGAUGGGUUCUUUCGUUGCCAAGCUGACUUUCAGAGAAAUGUGUGUGGUGUUGAAGGAGCAGAAGGGUUGGAGACAAGUUAGGGACUUCUUUGCUUGGAUGAAAUUGCAGUUAAGCUAUCGGCCUAGUGUUAUUGCCUACACAAUUGUUCUCCGGGCCUAUGGUCAAGUUGGAAAAAUCAAGCUUGCUGAGCAGGUCUUCCUUGAGAUGCUUGAAGCAGGGUGUGAACCAGAUGAAGUUGCUUCUGGAACCAUGUUAUGUGCCUAUGCCAGAUGGGGCCGCCAUAAAGCCAUGCUAUCCUUUUAUUCGGCUGUGCGAGAUAGGGGCAUCACGCCACCAACUGCAGUCUUCAAUUUUAUGCUCUCAUCAUUACAGAAGAAAUUGCUUCAUGAGCAUGUUUUGAAUGUAUGGAGGCAAAUGAUGGAUGAUAAGGUGGUCCCUGAUCAUUUUACUUAUACAGUUGUCAUCAGUUCAUUUGUCAAAGUUGGUCUUGCUGAAGAUGCUUUCAGGACUUUUGCUGAAAUGAAUAAUAUGGGAUAUGUGCCUGAGGAGGCAACUUACAGUCUUCUGAUUGCUUUGAGUGCUAAAAGUGGUAGCUGCACUGAAUCUUUCAAGCUUUAUGAAGACAUGAGAUCACGAGGAAUUGUUCCAAGUAAUUUCACUUGUGCUUCCCUUCUAGCAUUGUACUACAAAAUUGGGGAUUAUUCUAAAGCCCUUUCUCUUUUCUCUGAAAUGGAAAGAUAUGGCAUAGUUGCAGAUGAAGUCAUUUAUGGUUUACUUAUUAGAAUAUAUGGAAAACUUGGUUUGUACGAGGAUGCUCAGAAGACGUUUGAAGAGGUGGAGAAGCUUGGGCUAUUGAGUGAUCAGAAAACAUACACGACAAUGGCACAGGUCCAUCUCAAUUUUGGAAGUUUUGACAAGGCUUUGAGCUUAAUGGAGAAAAUGAAAUCUGCAAACAUUUUGUCAUCGAGGUUUGCUCUAAUUGUCCUCUUACAGUGCCAUGUUAAGAAGGAAGAUUUAGAAUCUGCUGAAACUACAUUUCAGGCUUUAUCUAAGACUGGGCCUCCAGACACUGGUUCUUGCAACUGUAUGCUUAAUCUGUUUAUGAAACUUGAUUUGAUGGAGAGAGCAAAGCAUUUUGCUAUGAAGAUCAGGAAAGACCAGGUAGAAUUUGAUAUGGAGCUUCUCAAGACAGUCAUGAAGGUUUAUUGCAAGGAGGGUAUGAUAACUGAUGCAAAGAAUUUAAUAGAUGACUUGUGCAGAACGAAGAUGUCUCUGGAUUGUACCUUUGUCCAGACUUUUCUGGUGGCCCUGUAUGGAAGCAGGCCAGCAGAAGCUGAAUUUUUUUCUGAGCCCUUCGACAAUUCUGACCCCUUGGCACUGGAACUGAUUCUUACUCUCUUAGUUUCUAAUCAACAUGCCGCAGGGUUAGAGGGAAAUUUUAAGUUGUUCCUUGAGAGUGCAAAUGGUUUGUUAGUUGCAAGUCAGCUUAUUAUCAAAUUUUGCAAACAAGGUAAUGUGGCAAAAGCGGAAUAUCUUUUUGAGCUACUGAUUAAGAUGGGUAACAAGCCAAAGGAUGCAGCAAGUGGAUCUUUGAUUAGUUUAUAUGGAAAGCAGCAGAAGUUGAAACAAGCUGAAAAAGUCUUUGCAACAGUUGCAAAUUCCUCUGAAACACGCGGAAUGCUGCAUAGUUCGAUGAUUGAUGCUUAUAGCAAAUGUGAUAAACAUGAGGAGGCAUACAUGUUUUACAAAGAAGAGACACGGCAAGGAAACAAUUUUGGUCCUGUUGCCAUUAGCAUGCUUGUAAAUGCAUUGGCUAAUAGAGCUUUUGCAGGCAAAUUCCGUGAAGCAGAGGAUGUUGUUCAUAAUAGUUUACGUUCUGCUUUGGGGCUUGACACUGUAGCUUAUAAUACAUUUAUCAAGGCAAUGCUUGAAGCAGGUAAACUGCGCUUUGCUGCUAGCAUUUAUGAUCGUAUGCUUUCCCUGAAUGUUGCUCCAUCACUUCAGACAUACAACACUAUGAUCAGCGUCUAUGGACGCGGCCGGAACCUGGACAAAGCUGUAAAGAUGUUUGACAUGGCUCGUAGCAGAGGCAUGUCUUUGGAUGAGAAGACAUAUACGAACAUAAUAUGCUAUCUUGGAAAGGCCGAUAGAACUCAAGAAGCAUCACUUCUGUUCAACAAAAUGCAGGAAGAAGGGAUCAAACCUGGGAAGGUAAGUUACAAUGUUAUGAUGAAUAUAUAUGCCGCUGCUGGGCUUUACAAUGAAGCGGAGGAACUCUUCUGCAGCAUGAAGAGAGAUGGCUGUUUACCUGAUUCCUACACCCAUCUUGCUCUUAUUCGAGCAUACACACAGGGUUUAAAAUAUUCAGAAGGAGAAAAGGUCAUUAUUUUAAUGCAGAAGGAAGGACUUUGUGCUUCUUGUGCUCAUCUCAACCUCUUGUUAUUAGCUUUUGCAAAAGCUGGUUUAACUGAGGAAGCUGAAAGAUUUUAUGGAAAAUUCUUGACAUUUGGUUUGACCCCUGACAUUGAGAGUAACCGAAUCAUGCUUAGGGGUUACCUGGACUAUGGGCAUAUAGAAAAAGGUAUCUCUUUCUUUGAAAGGAUUAGUGAAUCUGUGGAGCCUGACAGAUUUAUCAUGAGUGCAGCCAUACACUUUUACAUGUCAGCAGGCUUGGAGCACAGCGCAGAAGAACUUUUAAGGUCUAUGAGCAGUUUGGGAAUCCCAUUCUUGGAAAAUCUUGUAGUGGGAUCGAGGACUAAGGCCAACCCCAGCAAUGGCACUGGGGAGUAGAGUACCUGAUCAAGGACUAAUUGCCCCACGAUUUAAGCUUACCACUGUCAAUCCACUCCUUCAAGUGUUACACAGGAGAAAUGAGCUCUCAGUGCUUAAUCAUGAACCAAAGAUGACCCUGAUGAAGAUUCAUCCCUGUACAUUUGAUCUGCAGUCUACCCUAUCACUAAUUAGAUGGAAUUGAGAAAAAAGACGGUAUGACUUGCCUGGUCAUUGAAGACUGCAUCAUCUCAGAUGAUACAGUUGGAAAGGAGAGUUUGGGCGCGGAAGAAAACAUAUCGGGCAGCUCUUUAGUCAGGGAACUCUGUUACUUUUGUAGGAGACAGCAAAUGAUUGUAUACUGGACUGCCAGACUGCAGAAGGGGGUUUCUGCUACCUUAGAGGGGUUUUCUGCUGCCUUAGUUACUGGUGUUUCAACUAGUAUAUAGUUUCUACCAUAGGCUUGGAUUCGUAGGAUGUGGAUGCAGAGUUAGAGGUGAUAAAUCAGUUCGUGCAAGUGGCCUCCAGUGCUUCUUCUUUUGCUUCUGCUCUGUUUUUACUUUCCAUGGGAGCUUUUCAGUAACCUCCCAAAUGGAACCACAUGACCUGAGAAGACCUCGUGACAUGAGAACAUUCUGUUGAUAGAAAAUCUGGUAGUAGGAUUUUGAGAAUUGAUUUGUAAGAUUCGUCAACUUUAACCAACUGUAAUCAUCAAGUUCUUAAAGCUGAGUCAAGUUCUGCUUUAUAAGCAAAAAGGUUUUUGAAAUACAAUUAGAAGCAAAUUGCCUUA